AUGGUUCUCCUCACCAAAGAUUUGUACUUCAAAUAUUUCAAGAGGGUUCCUGUGGAGAAGUCCGUUUCUGCUUGGUCAUCGGGUUGUCCCCUUUUUUCAGUAUUCCCCCCUGAGGUAACUCUGUCUUUGUCCAGGGAUCGAUUUGAUGCUCUCGGCCUCCGACGGUGGCUUCAAUUUCCGAAACGACCAGCAAUCUACAAUGCUCCGCAGGAGGUCCGAGGAGAUGACAUGAAGGACGUCCAGGAAUUACCGCUGGAAGAGGUAAUGUUUGUUUGCAAGGCAAUCAGUGAGAAUGCCAACCUCAGAGCGCUACUGGCGGCAAGUGAAAAUAAACUCAAGGAGCUGGCAGCUGGUGCUGUUUUGACACAUGUCAAGAAAGGAUCUCCAAUCGUGCGGUCAGGGAAUGUGGUUCGGCAGCUAAUCAUCAUCAAGGAGGGCACAGUGAGUGCAGUCAUUGAAACACAAACCUCUUCAGGGCAUCAAUCAGCAGAAGCUGCUGUGGCCACUUCGACGAUGACUGAACGAAUGCUGCGGAAACAGAAUUUUUUGGCCCAGCUGCAAAGAAGAGCGAAGACCCACACGACUGCAUCUCUAUACGUUGGCAGUACUGGCAAGAGCCCCCGCGAUCAGAAAUCUGAAGGUGGCAGAGUGCAGCCUCGACAGGGCGCUGGAGGGAUUGCUCGGCGCAGUGUUGGAGGAGGUGAAGAGGCAGAAGCACCUUCAGACAAUGCUCAGAAUCAAAUGAUUGAUGCGCCUCCAGAAACAAUUCUAACCGCGGGUGAUAGCUUUGGCGAGCUGUCAAUUCU
Cladocopium goreaui is the source of this 806-nucleotide messenger RNA. The record is from the annotation of a GenBank genome assembly. NCBI's taxonomy places the organism in Eukaryota, Dinophyceae, Suessiales, Symbiodiniaceae.